Molecule: messenger RNA, 507 nt
Organism: Onychomys torridus (southern grasshopper mouse)
Lineage: Eukaryota; Metazoa; Chordata; Mammalia; Rodentia; Cricetidae
Gene: Zbp1
Product: Z-DNA binding protein 1
Exons: 4
Coding region: 1-507 (168 amino acids)
Biological process (GO): positive regulation of type I interferon-mediated signaling pathway
Cellular component (GO): nucleus
Molecular function (GO): RNA binding; DNA binding; double-stranded RNA adenosine deaminase activity
Source: RefSeq, a predicted model, not a curated record
AUGGCAGAAGCUGCUGCUGACCUGAGCACAGGAGAAAAUCUGGAGCAAAAGAUCCUACAGGUGCUGAGUGAAGCCGGGAGCCCUGUGAAGAUUGCCCAGCUGGUAAAGAAGUGUCACAUGCCCAAGAAAACACUCAACAGAGUCCUUUACCAUCUGAAGGAGGAGGGCAAAGUAUCCUUAGAAGCUCCUGCAACAUGGUGCUUAGGCAGGGGUGCUCCUGGAGACGAGGUCCCUGCAGUCCUUGAGGACCCCACUGCCCAGCCUAGCCUCGAUGAAAGAGUCUUCAGGUUCCUCGAGGACAAUGGGCCUCAAAAGGCCUUGCAUAUCGCCAAGGCUCUGGGGAUGAAGACGGCCAAAGAGGUGAACCCACACCUGUACAAGAUGAGAGCCAGGCACCUUCUGAGCUAUGAUGGGCAGACAUGGAUGCUUUAUGACCCAAGUCAGAAAAGUCAAGAACUAGUCUUACUAUGUAGCCCUGGCUAUCCUGAAACUCACCAUGUACACUAA